AUGUCCUUCGAUAAAGCCCCCUGUUCGAUUAUUGCUUUCAAUCAAACCUACGAAAAUCCAGGAAACGACGCCAACAUGGAACACAGUUCUAGCACGACAGAAGAGCUCUUCCCGCAACAAUUUGAAUACCACCAUCCACACACUGACGACUACGAUGCUUUGUAUGAAGAGUUAGAAUCUUGUAAAGACAAAAUAACCCAGCUCGAGAAAGAAAAUAUUGUACUCCGAGGUCGUCUAGAUGAGCUUAGUAUGACCAGUCCAAGCGAGAUGUCGGUCGAGUUUGAGACUUCGACGCCCAUAUCACUCAAUGAAAAUGACGAGGUACAGGAUAUCGUCACACCCGAAGAGGAAGGAAUAAUGGAUUAUGUCACUUCAACCUUGAACGACCUGGAACUGGAUGAAGAAGGGGGUUUUCCAGCAAGCUUGCCAGGACCAAAAAAACGAUGAAUUUGAUAUUGAAGUAUGCGACAUCCAGCUCCCAAGCGAACUAGACCAGAAUGUAGAAGAGGAUUUUCCAGCAAGCUCUCCUGGACUGAAAGAUGAUGAAUUUGAUAUUGAAGUAUGCGACAUCCAAGCCCCCAGCGAAUUGGACCAAACUGAAGAAAUGAGCUUCGUGGAGUACUACUCCUAUCCUGAAAGCAAAGUCGAGCCUACCGCAAACGAUACCCGUAUCCUUUUCGACAUGCGCGACUUGCUUGACCAAGUUGCACCAUCUUUGCAGGAAGAUGUCCCCGUUCCCUAUGUCCGCUCUAUUUCUUCAGGACCCUACUAUGAUACCGAAAGGUUUGCGGCGCUGAUUAAGAAGAAGACCGGUAUAGCGCAAGUUGGAAAGACGAUAUUCAUUAUCAAAAAUUUGAUUAGAGGACUGUUGGACGUUGCAAAGAUAGGAGAACCGCCCACUGAGGUGGAUGGUGAGCAUCUCAAGGCUGCAUGGGAGGGCUGUGGAGAGGAGACCGCACGGAAAUUGGAUAGAGUGUAUGAAGAAGUGAAAGCUUGGCUUCAAGAUAAACGUGGGGCUUAG
Molecule: messenger RNA, 1021 nt
Organism: Hymenoscyphus albidus
Lineage: Eukaryota; Fungi; Ascomycota; Leotiomycetes; Helotiales; Helotiaceae
Source: the annotation of a GenBank genome assembly